CACGGCUGAGGAUGCAACAAUGACAACAAGACUUGGUAGUACUCUGUCACCCAGCCCACAUGAGAAGAAGCCACCACCCACAUGAGAAGGAAAGCCAGCAUCCUUCUCUUCGGCAAAGAACAUAAAGAACUGUUUCAGGAAGUGUUUCAUCAUUCAUGUCCGGACUCAUCGAAACGAUGGAGAUGAUAUUUUUAUUGCUGGGAUUUCUCUUCUUUGUCAAAGGUUGUACUGGCCUUACUCUUUAUGGAGAGGUCGGAGGGACGGCCGUAUUUCAAUGCAACUCAACUAUGGAGAACAUCAAUUCUAUUUACUUUCAAGGAGGCCCAGGUUUUACUGAUUUUAUAAUUGGAUAUCAUAAGACGAAGAACCUCACUGAGCCCAGUCGACCUGACACCUACUUGAACCAUGUGGAUAAAACGGUAACCUUUUGGAAUCUAACCGUCUCAGACGAAGGGACAUACAAAUGCGUCAUAGACCAUGGGGUCGGCCGUGGAAUUACUGAAGACACUACAACAAGACUCAUCCUAAUUGAGCGCCCUCCGACGCCCAGUAUAAAGACCCAGCCACUGUGUAACGUCAGUUGUGCUCUGAGGUGUACCGCGGACACCCAGGAUCUGGGACCGGUCUCCUACGAAUGGAAGAAAGACGAAGGAGAGUGGACCGAGGGUGACGCGCUGAAGAAUAUCAGCAGUUCUGAUACCCCUGAGAAGUUCUUCUGCAGGCUGAAGACCCGUGUGAGGACCAGCAACACCAGCCUGCCCAUGGAAAAUCCACUCUAUAAACCAGUACCAGAUGUUGGGAUGAUUAUCGGAAUAAUUAUUGCCAUAUUAUGCAUUUUUGCUCCAAUUGCAGUAAUGGUGAAGUGUUACUGCAGGGAGGAGUGA
This is a messenger RNA of Gadus chalcogrammus (walleye pollock), 884 nucleotides long. RefSeq lists its product as uncharacterized. NCBI's taxonomy places the organism in Eukaryota, Metazoa, Chordata, Actinopteri, Gadiformes, Gadidae. The coding region runs from base 156 to 884 and encodes 242 amino acids. The record is from RefSeq and is a predicted model, not a curated record. The transcript is spliced from 6 exons.